Molecule: messenger RNA, 639 nt
Organism: Thermochaetoides thermophila DSM 1495
Lineage: Eukaryota; Fungi; Ascomycota; Sordariomycetes; Sordariales; Chaetomiaceae
Source: the annotation of a RefSeq genome assembly
AUGAUGAUUCGAAGCUUGAGCCGGCACAACCAUGAUGCCAAGCAUCUCCUCCCCGAGUUCAGCCUCAAAGACAGAGUCAUCAUUGUGUCGGGCGGCGCUCGUGGUGUAGGCCUCACCCAAGCUGAGGCCUUGCUCGAAGCGGGAGCGGUCGUACACGCGCUGGACCGAUUGCCGGCGCCGGGGAAGGACAGCGACUUCUCCCGGGUAGUCGAUCGCGCUAUCUCGGAGCUGAACACCCGUUUGAGCUACCACCGCGUGGACGUCCGCGAUCAACAGCGUCUAGGCGAUAUUGUUGGAAGCAUUGCGGAACGCGAGGGCAGAUUGGAUGGCCUCAUCGCUGCCGCCGGCAUCCAGCAGGUGACACCAGCCCUGGAGUAUACCGCUGAGGAUUGCGAGAAGAUGUUGGCCACCAACGUAACAGGAGUGUUUCUGACCGCACAAGCGGUCGCUCGGGAGAUGAUCAAGAGGAAGCAGAAAGGAAGCAUGGUGCUUAUUGGCAGCAUGAGCGGGACAGUGGCAAACAGGGAGCUAGUUUGCCCUGAUGCCAGCAGCUUCAUGACGGGUGCUGAUCUUAGAAUUGACGGUGGUCACUGCGCCUGAUCGGUGGUCCAAAACCAGAAGGGCUUCUUGGGGUCUUGA